AUGUCUCCGAGCCCCAUCGAAGAGCAGGCAACGAGGCUUCUGAAAGAGGUACCUCUGAUCGACGGCCAUAAUGACUUUCCAUACAUGAUACGCGGAUGGUUCCGCAAUGACAUCAAUGGCCAGGAUGCCCAUCUGUAUGAUAUGCCCAUCGGGCAGACGGAUCUCCAGCGUCUACAGAAGGGACUGUUGGGUGGCCAGUUCUGGAGCGCAUUUGUGCCUUGCCCCAAGAACCCCGACAAGGAGGUCGGCAGUCUCGAGGCCCUCCGCCAGACACUCCAACAGCUCGACGUGAUCCACAGACUGAUCGAAAGACACCCGACGAUCCUGCAAUUCGCCGACUCAGCGGCCAGUAUCUGGAGCAGCUUCCGUGCGGGCCGCGUCGCGAGUCUGAUCGGCAUCGAAGGCCUCCAUCAGAUCGCCGACAGCGUCAGCGCGCUGCGCAUGCUGCAUCGACUGGGCGUUCGCUAUGUGACGCUGACGCACAACUGUCACAAUGCGUUUGCGGACGCGGCGACCGUAUCCCCUGAGCUCCACGGCGGACUAUCCCGCAAAGGAGAGCGGCUGAUUCGCGAGCUCAACCGCAUGGGGAUGAUGAUUGACCUCUCGCACACGUCACACGAGGCCCAAACACAGGCACUGCGGCUUUCUCGGGCACCGGUCAUCUACUCUCAUUCUUCCAUAUACAGUCUCCGUGCACACGCCCGCAACGUCACGGACGAAAACCUGCACCUGCUGCAUCGCAACAGAGGCGUAGUCAUGAUCUGUUUCCUGCGCGAGCUGCUCGCAUCGGAGGCUGACCAGGCCACGCUGGCCCAUGUCAUCGAUCAUAUCAUCUACGCUGGGACGCGAAUCGGGUACGAGCACGUCGGCAUCGGGUCCGACUUUGACGGGAUGCUCCGCGGUCCGGAUGGGCUGCAUGACGUCUCGUGCUACCCUGCCCUGGUGGCUGGGUUGCUUGAGCGCGGAGUAUCCGAGGAGGACGUCAAACGGGUGAUGGGAUUGAACGUCAUUCGCGUGCUGGAGGAGGUGGAGCGUGUUGCGGCAGAGCUUCAAGGGGCCGGGGAAGAAUGUCUCUGUGACGAACUCGACGAGGUGUGGAACGAGGAUAUCAAGGAGCAGUUGACGCGGGAGCGAGAACGGGUGAGGAAGUUGGGGCCUCAAAAGUAG
Molecule: messenger RNA, 1167 nt
Organism: Aspergillus fumigatus Af293
Lineage: Eukaryota; Fungi; Ascomycota; Eurotiomycetes; Eurotiales; Aspergillaceae
Gene: gliJ
Product: dipeptidase gliJ
Biological process (GO): proteolysis
Molecular function (GO): metallodipeptidase activity
Source: RefSeq, a predicted model, not a curated record